AUGAAUGCAGAUGGCACACCAAAUCAAAUGGGUACCAUUACUCAUUGCACCUGGAAGAUGAUGAAAAUCGGAGGAAGGAAGACGCUUACUCGCUUCCUCUUGACCGGCAUUGGCAAAGAAAACAUACUUCUCGGCAUGCCGUGGCUUAAACGCCUCAAUCCGAUGAUCAACUGGGAAACCGGUGACUUUUGGUUUGGUAAAGAGGCCAAAUGGCCACCGAAACCCACCGUCGAAGACGCACCAGAUAAAGAAGUUUCGAUUUUCAAGGAAGAUGGACUCCCAGAGCUAAUCGCCACCGAAACUUCCCCUACCUCGUUUGGGCAUUCGGAAUCUAUCAGAGAAAUCAUGACAGAUAACACUGAGCGUGGCGAGUUACCCGCAGUGCGGAAUGAUACCGAACUAGAUGACCUACCAUCAGAAUCCCCUAUGGAUCAGCUCGAUGAUGACGAUCUAGUUAUAUCCUAUAUCGCAGGAGAGCCAGUCAUUGGGAUAUUUGAACCCAUCAGGAAGGAGUCACCUUUGACGAAUGAAGAGACUGAAACCGCAGUCUUCACCAUACGAAGAGGCCCCGCCAUUGGAAGAAUGACACACAAAUUGGCACAACAGGCACACAAAGAAGCAUCAGCUGUAGACAAACCCAAAACCGUCGAGGAGUUGGUCCCCAACUACCUCCACGAUUUGAAGUCCGUCUUUGAAAAGAAAGCAGCUGAACGCUUUCCAGAAACCAGGCCUUGGGACCACGCCAUUGACUUGAAACCCGAUUUUAUUCCACGCGACUGUAAAGUCUAUCCGUUAUCGCUCAAAGAACAAGGAGCGAUGGAUGACUUCCUGGAAGAAAAUCUGCGAAAAGGAUACAUCCGACCGUCGAAAUCUCCCAUGGCUUCACCAUUUUUCUUCGUAGGAAAGAAAGACGGAGCACUACGUCCUUGUCAGGAUUACCGAUACCUGAAUGAAGGGAUGGUGAAGAACGCCUAUCCUCUUCCGCUCAUCUCUGACCUUAUGGAUCAAUUCAAAGGCGCAUCGAUCUUUACGAAAAUGGAUUUACGCUCCGGAUAUAACAAUGUCAGAAUCAAAGAUGGUGACCAAUGGAAGGGUGCAUUUAAGACAAAUCGCGGACUUUUCGAACCUAUGGUCAUGUUCUUUGGACUCUGCAACUCCCCGGCGACUUUCCAAAUGAUGAUGAACGCACUCUUCAAGGACAUGAUCGAUGAGGGAUGGAUAGUCAUUUACAUGGAUGAUAUCCUCAUCUUCUCAAAUGAUUUGGAAGAACAUCACGUUCGAACCCGACGCGUACUCCAACGACUCGAAGACAACGACUUAUUCCUUAAACCGGAAAAGUGUUUCUUUGAUGUUAAAGAAGUCGAAUUCCUAGGCAUGAUCAUUCGAGAAAACUACAUUGGCAUGGACCCUAUCAAACUUAAAGGAAUUGCAGAAUGGCCUGAACCAAGCACGGUAAAAGGUGUUCGCUCUUUCCUAGGGUUUGGAAACUUCUAUCGGAAGUUUAUUGCCAACUUCUCGGAUAUUGCCAAACCAUUGACGAAUCUUACGAGCACUGCCGCUGGAUCUCCACCUUUUGAAUGGACAACAGAAUGUCAGACAGCUUUCGACACGUUAAAACAACGAUUCAGUACCGCCCCAGUACUGUUACUGCCUGACAAGGCAAAACCCUUUAUUGUUGAAUCCGACGCUUCCAAGUUUGCUACGGGUGCAGUUUUACGCCAAGCCGACAUCAAUGGAGACCUCCAUCCUUGUGCCUACAUUUCACAGACACUCAAUCCAGUUGAACGGAACUACGAAAUCUACGACCGCGAACUCCUCGGAAUCAUUCGAGCCCUCGCUGAAUGGUGCCAUUAUCUUGAAGGCUCUCCCCAUCCCGUCGAAGUUCGCAGUGAUCACAAGAACCUCACGUACUUCCGUACAGCUCAGAAGUUAAACCGCCGACAAGCACGAUGGAGUCUCAAAUUAUCACAAUUUGAUCUUCACCUCAUUCAUGUCCCCGGCACUCAGAUGAUCCAAUCUGAUGCACUAUCUCGUCGUAACGGACUCGAUGACAGUGAAAGUGACAAUGAAGAUCGCGUUCUUUUACCCAAUGCACUGUUUGUGCGAUCCAUUUCCCCGACAUUAUUUGACGAAAUCAGGAAUCACGCAGCAAAAGACCUCAUUGUUCACGAAGCCCUCGAAGCGAUUGUACACAAAGGGCCAUUCCCCAUGAAAUCAUCGCUUUCUGACUGGGAAGUUCGCGAUGGUGUCAUCCUCUACAAGGGAAAGAUCUACGUUCCACCAUCCGAAACUCUUCGUCGUGACCUCGUUCGACUACAUCACGACUCCCCUGCCAUGGGUCACCCUGGAAAGUUCAACACUCUUGAACUGUUACGUCGUGAAUUCUGGUGGCCCGGCAUGUAUACAUUUGUCUACAAUUAUGUUGAAGGCUGUGCCGCCUGUCAACAAAUGAAACCGAACACUCAUCCAACGCGUAUUCCUUUGGAACCAAUUCCCGCCGACCCACACGCAUUACCAUUUUCCUGUUGCACCACCGAUUUUAUUACCGACCUUCCCAUUUCCAAUGGUUUUGAUUCAAUUAUGGUCGUAGUAGACCAUGACCUUAUGAAGGGGGUGAUUCUUACGCCCUGCCUCAAAACGAUCACAGCCGAAGGAACAGCCAAGAUUUUUCAUGACAAAGUAUACUCGCGAUUUGGAUUACCCGACCGAAUCAUCUCGGAUAGAGGACCUCAAUACGCAUCCAAGGUCUUCCAAGAGUUAAAUCGACUACUCCAGAUCAGAUCAUCAAUGAGCACAGCUUAUCACCCUCAGACGGACGGAGAAACAGAGCGAGUCAACCAGGAGCUGGAAAUCUAUCUUCGACUCUAUUGCGGAAACAACCCUGAAACAUGGGCCGACCGCCUGCCAGACCUCGAGUUUUGUCAUAACACAAGGGAACACUCAGCACGGAAGAUGAGCCCAUUCCGCAUCAUGAUGGGAUACGAACCACGUGGACUCCCUUCCGUAUUUCCGUCCACGAACAUUCCAUCGGUUGAAUCCAGGCUUGACAUGUUGCAGAAGAUAAGACUAGAAGCACUAGCCAUGCACGAGUUAGCCCGACAACAGAUGGCGGACCGAGUCAGACAAGGAUCGCCGAAGUUUACACUAGGACAGAAGGUCUGGCUAGACUCGAGGAACCUGAAGGUCAAUUAUGCCUCGCACAAGAUAGCACCAAAGCGUGAGGGGCCAUUCGAAAUUGUCGAAGUCAUCGGACCGGCCAACUAUCGUCUCAAACUCCCGAAGACCUGGCGAGUUCAUUCCGUAUUUCACGCCGCCCUUCUAUCUCCUUAUCGCGAAAACGACAUACAUGGUCCGAAUUACAUGAACCCACCACCUGAUGUCGUUGAUAACGAGGAAGAGUACGAAGUCGAAGCCAUCCUGAAUCACAAGACGUACCGAGGUCAUCUGAGGUACUUAGUCAAGUGGAAGGGAUAUUCUUCAGCAGAAAACUCGUGGGAACCUACCCACAAUUUACAGAAUGCCAAGCGAAUCCUCGAUGCAUAUAAAAGGACCAGGGGAAUCCAGUAG
Messenger RNA from Sparassis crispa, 3567 nucleotides. RefSeq names its product Transposon Tf2-9 polyprotein. Bases 1 to 3567 code for a protein of 1188 amino acids. The record is from RefSeq and is a predicted model, not a curated record. Gene Ontology annotation, molecular function: nucleic acid binding. The transcript is spliced from 2 exons. Gene Ontology annotation, biological process: DNA integration. Lineage: Eukaryota; Fungi; Basidiomycota; Agaricomycetes; Polyporales; Sparassidaceae.